This is a messenger RNA of Oncorhynchus keta (chum salmon), 2461 nucleotides long. Its product is annotated as forkhead box protein P1-like. The record is from RefSeq and is a predicted model, not a curated record. Bases 421 to 1737 code for a protein of 438 amino acids. Gene Ontology annotation, molecular function: RNA polymerase II cis-regulatory region sequence-specific DNA binding; DNA-binding transcription repressor activity, RNA polymerase II-specific. Gene Ontology annotation, cellular component: nucleus. NCBI's taxonomy places the organism in Eukaryota, Metazoa, Chordata, Actinopteri, Salmoniformes, Salmonidae. The transcript is spliced from 15 exons. Gene Ontology annotation, biological process: regulation of transcription by RNA polymerase II.
CAUUCAGUUGAUGCCUAUUAGCUGCUGGGGUCAUUGUGGAGAGGGAGACGAGGUCCUGAAGACUUGCGAAAGCUCCCCAAGCUAAUGCCUAGGUUUCAGACCACCGGGCUAACACAGACAACCCAGAUUCAUUUGAUUUAUACUAAUUCAGCACAAUACGGUGGAUCACAUAAUCAACAAUCACAAAACAAACCAUUUCUGUGCACUGCCAUUGUGGCUUGUAGCAUUUAUUUGUUCUGAAAUAGGUUGUGCUUCAGACUAUUGAGGGUAGGGUAUAAAUACAGACUGGAUUCUGGCAAACACAUUUCACACAUCUGUUCCCUCUCUCACACGUUGCUUGUGACAUUUUCAGCAUCUCAUCCUCUUAAGAACAGGAAGACAGAAAGCGAGCAGGAGAUACGGAAGGUGUAAGGCCCAGGGAUGCCACAGACUGAGAGUGAGAGGUUGAAGAGUGGGCGACUGAACAGUGGGCGACAUCAACAGCAGCGAGAGCAGCGAGAGGAGCCAGACGCACAUACCCAGCCCAAAGAUUCUGCCUCACCUCAGCUCUGUGCUCGUACCUCUGUUACGCAGACGGGCUUCCCAUUGAUGAUUAGACCUGGAGUUUCACUUAUGGCCUCGUCUCAGCUCCAAAGCAUAUUGUUACGGCAGUGUUCCAGUGAGGAGGAGGGGAGACCGCUCCUGCAACGGGUGUCUCUGUGCCCCCAGUUGAGCCAGCACAGACCCUCUGUUCUACGCCAGGGUGUCCAGGCUGCCCACGUGCGACCGCAGGCACCAUGCACUCUAACAGAGGCCAGUUCAGCUCAGCCCAUCUCACUGUGCAAGGUGGAGGUGGACACAGGGAGCCGUGGACAGUCCUCUCCCCCACACUCUGAGCACUCUCCUGGGCCAACUCGUCACCCCUCUCCCCCGAGGACAGCCAGUCCUAAUAAGCAGAGCUCCAUCAUCACCAGGCAACAUGAGGCAGGUCACCCAACCCUAGAGGGGUCCAGUGCUCUGUUUCUCAACGGAUUCUGCUGCUGGCCUGGCUGCGAUGCAGUAUUUGAAGAAUUCCCCAGUUUUUUGAAACACCUCCACUCUGACCAUGGCCAUGGAGACAGAAGCAUUGCACAGUGGAAGGUACAACAAGACAUGGUGCAAUACAUGGAGACCCAGCUGACUGUGGAAAAACAGAAACUCUUCGCAAUGCAACUACAUCUGCACCUAUCUGGACACAAAUCAACUGUCUUGGCAGCUUCAGACUGGCCCUACAGGCACAGCCUGUCACUAGGCCUGCCCCAGAACCGAGGUGGAGUGUCACACUGCACCACUAAAGAGCCAGAGGAGCUGGUGCAGCACGAGUAUUGGCCCUCUGCUGCUCCCCACCACCUACGGCCAGAUCUUAUCCCGAGUGUUGAGUGUUACAAAUACAACAACAUUAGGCCACUGUACACCUACGCCUGCAUGAUAAGAUGGUCUAUACUGGAGUCUCCAGACAAGCAGCGCUCCCUGAAUGACAUCUACAACUGGUUCACCACCAUGUUCUUCUACUUCCGACACAACACGGCCACAUGGAAGAACGCUGUCCGUCACAAUCUUAGCCUCCACAAGUGUUUUGUGCGAGUGGAGGGAGGCAAGGGGGCCGUCUGGACAGUGGAUGAAAUGGAAUAUCAAAGGAGAAAGGGACAAAAAUACCACAGGGAUCAUCAUGUGAAAUGGCUGGCACCCUACUCCUUAUUUCGUCCAGAGGAACCUUGAACAUAACCACCCCUUCAGUGAAUGAAAAACUACUGGGAAAGGAAGUAACUAGGACCUAUUACUGAAUCAGGCAUUUUUUCAACAAGGCUGGAGAAAAGGCCCUCCAGGAGGGUUGACCCGUCCUGGUCUACAGUAUCUACAGAACCUAUCGUCACCUUCUUUGUUCAGCAGCAGAUGGUGCUACAACAUAGCACAGCCUAGGACUCUUUUGCCUCUAGACUCUUUUAUCAUGAAGAUGUGUGCACGGCUGGAAUGGCUAUACGUUUUGCAGCAUUUGAAAGAAAAAUAUAUACUUAGCAAUUAUUUGUCAAUCAAACUUAGUGAAAGGGUAAACAAUUGUUUUGUUGUGUUGGCUACAUACAGUAUACUCUAUCCCACUGGGCUCAUCAUUGAAAACUGUUGUUUUUGAGGGUGGAAUUUCAACCAUAGGAUAAGUUCAACAUUUUAAUUCAUUUUCAACAUAGACAAACAUUGUAUGAAAUAUAAUUAAUUUGUACCUUUGAAAUAAUGUCAGAUCAUCACUCAAUUAAGUUAGCCAACAAACUUCUGGCUGAUUUAUUGAGUGGGUGAAUAAAGGUUGAAAUCGCAUUGAUCAACGUUUCUACCAAAUAUUACCCAAAUGUCCACAUUGAAAUUAAAUUGUGUGCCCAGUGGGAUGUUACAGCAAGCAUGUACAAUUUUACAUUGUGUUAAAAAAAUAAAAAAUACUCUGCAAUUAUAUGUA